GUAUUCAAUCGAUUGUAUCACCGCCACCUUCAACAACAGCAAGUAGAAUAGCUAUUGUAACAUUUCGACGUGCUGAAGAAGCUGAAUGUGCUUAUCAAGCAAUUCAAGGCGGAGCUAAAAUAUUAUUCUCUACUCCUGUUUCUGUUGAAUUACAUCCAGGUACAAAUGGCACUGAUGAGAUAUCUGUUAAGCGUUCUUCAGCGUCAAGCACACCUUUGGGAGUAGCAAAUACUAAUACAGUCAAUUCAUCGUCAUUAUCAUCAUCAACAACAACAGCACAGAAUAAUAAAACACUGAAUUCUACUCAUUCAACAAGUGAAGAUCAACAUCAUCCUCAUCAACAGCAACAACUCAUGCUGAAUAAAUCACCGACAAGAACUCUACAUGUUGCUGGUCUUACAGUCGGACCAACUGGACCUGUAACCUCUGAACAAUUGACUACAGCAUUUCGUAAAUUUGGUGAUAUAAUAAAUGUACAACUCAAACCAAGUUCACAUUCAGCUCUUAUACAAUUUGCUGAAAUGCGUGGUCCAAUUCGUGCAAUGAAUGCACAUGCACGUGAACCUUUACGUUUAGGUGGUCGUCCACUUUCUCUUGCCUAUACACCAAGUACACCGACAACAUGUUUAUGGGUAUCAGAUUUACCAGGAUCAUUAGCGAGUUUAUCUCAUGAUGAAUUAUUACAUACCCUGUCACAAAUAGCUCCUGUUCAAGAGAUCGCUCUUAUCAAUCGUAAUGAUCAAAGUUCACGGACUCAAUCGACUGGAUCGAUAUCUGCGUCUACAUCACCAUCACAAUCACAAUCACAGUCAUCAACUCAAACACCACCACAUUGUGCUGCUUAUAUUAAAUUAAAUUCUACUGAACAUGCAAUACGUUUAUUAAAUGAAUUACGCUCUGGCAAGUAUUCAGUGUUAUCAUCAUCAUCCACGUCAACUACAACGGCAACGUCAACGUCAACGACGACAACAACAACUACAACGUCAUCUACUGAUUCAGAUAAAGCGUCAACACGACGUCCUAUAGCAGUUGAUUUUGCCAGUCCUAGACAAUCAAAUAUUGUUGCUAAUUUACAAUUGAAUGCUUCAAGAUCAUCACUUAAUUCACAUCGUGUUAAAAUUAUCUCCUCCUCCUCCUGUUCCGCCUCCUUCUCUGCUUCAAAUUCAAUCGAUCGAUGGGAUUCAGCGAUGAGUAAAUCAUCGAUCAAUAAUAGCAAUAGUAAUAGUAGUAAUAAUCUACAAUUACCUAGUGCAUCAUUAGCCAGUACAACGCUGACAUCGAAAUCAAUUGAUUGCAGUAACAACAGUGUGAAUACAAAAGUCUCCUUGUUGUAUAGUACCACUAUUAAUACUACUACUACAACGACAAUAUCACAGCCAACAAUCACCUCUGCAUCAUCCUUAUCUUCUAGUCAUACUACUCCUCCUCCUGCUCCUCCUAAUCAUCAAGAUAAUCUGUUGAACAGUUCAACGCCGACAACGCCACGAACAACAUCGAUUAGCAAACAAUCCGAUGUAGGCGGAGGAGAAGGAGUAGGAGGAGGCAGGAUAUCUAGUCGUCGUCAUAAGUCAUCAACACGGUCGAAUCAUCCUAUGCCUUCUCAACCGCAGACUCAGUCAAACAACAAUAGUAGUAGUAGCGUGUUGUUAUCAAAUCGUGUUUCUGCCGCUUCUCCCGCCACUGUCACCGCCACCUCGUAUCCUCAACAACUAACAAGAAAUUGUUUAAAACGUUCCCAUGAUAAUAAUACUAGUCCGUGUAGUAGUUUGAGUACAAGCAGUAGUGUCAGUAGUACAAGUGUGAGUAGUGACGAUGAUGACGAUGACAGUUCGACCAGCAGUAGUAGUACAAGUUCUAGCAGCAGCAGUAGUAUCAGUAGCGUUAGCAGUAGCAGUGUCAGUAGUAUCAGCAGCAGCAGCAGCAGUAGUGGCAGUAGUGCAUCAAUAUCGUCUAAAAGCGCUUCCUCUCGUCAUCGUCGACGACGUCAACAUCAACAGAAUACCACUACUACUAAUAAUAAUAAUAACAAUGAUAAAACCUUAUCAGGAAAAAUCAAUACCACCAGCAGUAAUAACAUUAGUAACAGUAAUAGCAGUCAUAAAAUUUCAAAAUCUCUUGAUUCACAUACCACUACAAUGACGACGACGGCGACUACAACGCCGACUCCUAUGGAUGUUGAUGAUAAUAAUAAUAAUAAACGCUUGAAUAAGCCUACAGAACGUAAUUCCUCCUCCUUAUCCACUGGAAAAUGUGAAAAUCCUAUCAAGUUACAACAGAAAUCAUCUAUGCUGCAUACAAAUAAACUAUUGAAAAAAGAAGACAAUCGUUCAAAAAAGACUGAUUCUUCAUCAUCAUCAUCGUUACACUCGUCUUCAUCAACUGGAAAGUCAGUUGCUGGUGGUGAUUCAAAUUCAUCCUGGUUAACUGAUCCAAACUCGGAUUCAUCAUUUAUUCAACAGCAACAGCCCCAACAACACCAACACCAACAACCUUUGAGAGUGAUGACAAUGAAUUCCUCUGUAUUAUCACCUAUACGUAGUUCAACUGCUAGUGGUGGUGGCGGAGGUCUUUCUAGUCCUGGAGGAUCGUGUUCUUCUCUGAUCGGUAGUAAUACCUCCGGCAAUAGUAGUAUUCGUCGAACCCCUAAUAGUAAUAAUAGUGGUCAAUAUGAAUUCCUUGGUCCAUCCACGAAUCAUCAUCAUCAGUCAUCGUUGAGACUGUCAGCAACAACCACUCCUACGUCCACGCCUACAUCUGCUACGAUUCCCCAACCAAUUAUCAACCAUACUCCUACUGCUACUACAACACCACCAACAGGUUUAACAAUGAUGGGAGGAGAGUUUAGAGUGAGUCCGACACCGCCACCACCGGCGACAAGAGUAUAUUCUGCUAGUGGAGGGAGUAGUGGAGUAAGUAGUGGUGGGCCAAGUUUUAGUAGUACACAUAGCAGUGGUGGGGGAGGUGGAAGUACUGGUAGUAGUCCGUUAACAACAACAACCAGCAAUCAUUCAAUAACAAGUCAUCAUCCUUGUCAGUCGAAAUCAUCAUCAUCUAAUCAGCCUCAAUAUCAAUUGAAAGUGACUUCAUCAUCAGCGUCGUCGGCGUCAUCGGCGUCCUCGUCAUCAUCAUCAUCAUCUCCUUCUCUGAGAAGUAAAAUAAGUCAUCAUUAUAUAGGAGGAAUUGAUACAUCUUCUCAUAUAAAUAAUAAUAAUAAUAACAAUAAUAAAUCAACUUCUUAUAAAGUACAUCUACUACCAUCGAAUUCUACACUGACAUCAUCACCGCCAAAUUCUAUUACAACUACAACGACGACCACUGCUACCACCACCACACCUUUAACAGUUUCCAUUAAACUGACUGGUAUUCAUCGAUCCUGUCAAUCGAGUAGCAGUAAUCUAAUCUCACCAGGUAGUCUAUCAGAGACUAGUGAUGUCAACAGUAUUAACAAUAAUCAUUCAGAUAAACAUGAUUCUUUACCGUUGACACCAGUUUCAGCUCCACCACUUGGUACUCGUAGUAGUGGUGGUUGUCGUAGUGGUGGUAAGACAUCACGUCAUUCAUCUUCUUGUUCAUCAACUGAUCCUAGACGUCAUAGUAUUGACAUUGAACCGACUGGGGGUGGUGGUGGUGGUGGUAGUGGAACAAUAACACAUAGUGAUUGUUUAACAGAUUGGUGGAGUAAUGAAUCCCCUGUGUAUGAAUCUAUGUAUGAUAAAAUAAAACGUCGGACAAACAAGGAGGCUGAAGAACGUCGUCAACGUCAACUUGAAGCCUAUGCAGCACGUGAGAAAAAGAAUAAAAAACAAAGAAAAAAGGAGGAACAGCAACAACACCAACACCAAAUGAAUACAACUUCACCAGCAUCAUCAUCUGGUCAUCAUAUAAUCCAGAUGUCUUCACCAGAUUCCCUGAGUAAUGAACAACAUCACUACAGUGAUGGUGGUGGUGGUAGCGGUGGUUGUGGUAAGCUGAAUACAUAUCCGUCGAGUAUGGAUGGUGGCGGUGUUGGUGGUGGUGGCCAUAAAUCCUCAGCAUCAUCAUCAUCGCAUCAUUCAACGACUAGUACAAGCUCAAGAUGUAAAGUAGACAAUAAUCGAUCCUUGUCAAAUAAACGACAGAAGCCUGAUACAAUGCCUACAUCACACUCUUUCCUUGAUGACAAUAAUAAUAACAAUAACAAUACUGUCAAUCACUUAUCCUCGUCUCAAUGGCAUUCACAUACAACAGAUCGAUUAUGUACUAAUCCCAAUGAAUCUGAUUUAUAUUCACGUCGAAUGUCUAGAAAUAAUACAAUGACUACGAAUACAUCAUCAAGUGGAAAACAUGAUCAGCAUCCUCCCCAUCGUGAUCGAGAUCGUCAUCACAGUCAUCGUCGUCAUAAUCAUCAACAUCAUCAGCAUCAGCAUCGGAGACGACGGAGAAGAAGUAUUGUCAGUUCAUCGUUAUCCUCGUCAUUGUUAUCCACCGAUGACGACGUCAACGAUAAUGAUCAUGAUAAUGAGGAUGAGGAUGAUGACGAGUGUGAUUCAAACUCUCCACCAGAAACAUUGACCCGAUUAAGUUUAGGCAUGCGAUUCCCUGUCUCUGCUACCUAUCAUGAGUGUAUACGACCGACAAAAUCUACACCGAAUCGUAAUCAUCAUAAUAAAUGGUCGAAUCUAAGCGAUGAAGACAAUGAGAAUCUCAAUCAUGAUAAUGAUCAUAAAUACAGUAAUAAUAAUAACCACCACCACCCUCACCUCCACCAUGAUGACAAUGAAGAUGACAGAUUAAGCCAAUUAAGUUCAUCUUUAUCCUAUUCAAGUAACAAUGAUCAUAACGAUGACGGCGAUGGCGAUGUCGAUGUUGGCGCUGACAGAAGUAAGCAGCAUAAUAUUGUUCUAAGGCUGAAGAAUUCAAACAAACGAAAAUCCGAUCGUUAUCAUCAUCAUCAUUCGACAAAUAAAUUGAAUAAUAAUAAUAGUAAUAAUAAUUAUAAUCAAUUGAAAAAGACAAAUUACAACAACACAACAACAACAACGGGUUUUAAUUCGUCUACACCAUACAAUCGUAAUUGGUGGGAGACAAAUGAAAGUAGGAAUAAUAAACCAAUUAAUCUGUCAUCAAUUACAUCAGAUUGGAAGAUGUCAACGACAACAGCAGCAGCAACAACGACAAAGACAGAGAAGAAAUCAAAAUCUCAUCAUAACAGCAACAACAACAACAACAAAAAGACGACUACGACGCCUAUUGGUGGUGGUGGUGUUAACAACAGCAACAACAACCCCACCAGUAGAACAGGGAAACAACUCUUCAAAUCUCUGUCAUCAACCACCAAUACUAACAAUAAUAAUACUAAUAAUACUAAUGCAGAGAAACGUAAAUUAUCUUCUGAUAAAAUCCUAUAUGAUCAUAAUAAUAAUAAUAAUAGUAAUCUGUUAAAAAGACGACAUAAUGACAAUUAUUCAUCAUCGAAGUCUGCUACGGAUAUACAUCCGAAUAAACGUAAAAAGCUUAGUGUUGUGAAUAACAAUACUACUACUACUACUGCUAAUGAUACAACCAAAAGUAGAAACAAUGGGAAUGAUGAUAUUACUAAUACUAACAGUAAUAAAAUGUACAAUUCUACAAAUCAUAAUCGAUAUUGUUCAUCGCCGAAACUCUCGAAUCUCCGUAAUCAUCAUCACCAUCAUCCUUCGCCUCCUGCACAUCACAGAAAACGAGAAGGACUUCGACAUCGGGAACAUCGGCAACAACGUCAUCGUCUUCAUAGUGCUAAACAACCGUAUUUCUCUGAUGAUGAUGACGAAGAGGAGGGGGAUGGUACAAUUAUCGACUCUGAAAUUGAAGAUGUUAAAGACGCCAACUAUUUUAUCAAUGGUCGUAGUCGUCAUAGUCGUCGUACAACAACAACAACUCAAAGAUCAUCAUCAACUUUAUUCUUAACAUCACUGUCAUCAUCAUCACCUGGUAUGCAUAGUGAAAAUGAUCAUGAAGAAAGUUUAAAUGAAUCUCAUCUUCUUUAUAAUUUUAAAUCUCAUCAUUUAUUGCAUAGUCCAAAUUCCAGACGUUAUCAUCAUCCCCACCAUCAUCAACAUCAGCAUCAUUAUCAAUCCGAUGAUUAUGCUAGAAAACACAAGAAAACUGAUGAUGAUCUGUUCACUUUGAAUGCAAUAAGUAAUCCUCUUCAAUCAAGAGGUCUUGGUGGUGAUUCAAUGUUGUUUGAUGCCUUACUUGAUUCAGAUCGUCUUUCAGCCAAUUCAAAAUCGACUAUAUCAACAGAACCAAUGGAACAAGGUGAACUUGAUGAUGUGGAUGACAAUGAAGAUGUAGAUGAUGAUGUUGACGAAGAUGAUGAUGUAAUGAUGAAUAGUACUAGUCCAUGUUUGAUGAAAUUCAAUACUACAACUGACGGUGAAGAGGAUGAUGACGAUGAUGAUUGGCAUUCUGGUUUAGCAUCAAGUUCACCGCAUCCAGUCCACCUAGAAUUUGAUGACGAUGAUGAUGAUGGCGGCGGCGGUGGUGGCGAUGGAGGUGGCUGUCGUAAUGAAGUUGGUAAAGAUUGUGAACUCCUAGGCGGUGGUGGAGGAAGAGGGGAUAAUAAAACUGACCUGAAGCAUACCUAUCAUCAGUGUGAUUCACCUGUUGGAAAGUUAUUAUCAUCAUCAUCAUCUCAUUCUAUGAUGAUAGAAUCUUCAUCAGAUGAUAAUGAUGAUGAGGGUGAUGUUGAGAAGCCGUCAUCUAUCAUCCAUGGUGUAAAGAAUCAGCAUAUUCUAUCCUCUUCUUCUUUCUCUUUAUGUCUUCAUGAAGAUGAAAAGAAAUUUGACAGUAGUUUCGGUGAAUCAGAAUGUCAGAAUUAUAAUAAUAAUAAUAACAGUAAUAGUAAUGCUGUGAAGGUGUGCAAUUCACCAAUUCAAAUGAGUCGACUAUCUCCUAUCGAUAAUAAACAACGACAACAUCUAUUGUUCAAUAAACAAGAGUUAGACGAUAGGCGAACAUCAACGCCUGUCUGUGCUAACGAUGAUGAUGAUGAAGAGCUGCCUUCAAUGAAAAUUGAGUGUAGUAAACAACAUCAACAACAACACCAUGAUAAAUCUGGAUUGAAGAGCUCUUCUCCUCCGCCUCCUCCCCCACCUCCUUCAAUUCAAUCACCUAUAGUUAUCGUCAAUACACCCAAAGUGGACAAUAGUAAUAAUAAUGACCUACCGCCGACACUUUCGUUACCUUCGGAGACUACUACUACUGCUGCUGCAAGUAGUAGUAGUAGUACUAAGCAUGAAGAUGUUUCUAAAAUUGUUACUGACGAUCAUCAAUCAUGGUUGGUUAAUGUAGUUGGACAGUUGGGAACAAGUAAAUCUUCCACAGAUCCUACUACCACUACUACUACUACUGCUAGUUGUAGUAUCAGUAGUACAAUUCCUGUUUCCUCGUCUUCAUCAUCAUUAUCACCAUCGCCGAAUGUAUACACUAAUUCUCUUGUUACUACUAGUCGAAGUGGUGAUACAAUGAUGAUGCCGACAAUGUUAAUGAAAACCUCUCCAAAAAUUAUUGACACUACAUCCUUGUCAUCAUCAUCAUCGUCUUCUUCAUCAUAUAUGAUUGUGUCUAAUUCAUCGAUGCUUUCUACUGCCACAAACACAACAUCAGCAACAACAACAACACAAUCGCAUGAUUCCACAUCGACACCAAUGUCAACGUCAACGAUGCUUGUUGGUGGUGGUGUUAUUCCAAAGCUACUGAAUAAUAAUGCGUCAUCAUUAAUUCUCGAUAAUAAAACUGUUUGUACUAAACAAUCACCUUCAGAGAAUAAUUCUGUUCAUCAUCCAAUAACUCGUCAGACAUCAUACUUGAAUAAUAACACUAAUAAUCAUAGUAAUAUGAAGUCUAUAACGUCUUUGCCGUCAUCAACAAUGCCAUUGAAUUCUCAGCCAACUGAAGUGCACGAUAUUACACGUUAUGUACAAAGUGUUAUUGAACGUGUUAAAGCUGAACGUGUUGAAGAGAAUCAACAAGCUGCAGCGGCGGCUGCUGCGGCUGCCGCAGCAAAUUCAGCUCAUGGUCAUCACCAUCAUCAUCAUCAUAAUCAUCAUCACCAUCAUUCAACAACAACAACAACUACGAGUACCGCCACGGCACCUCCUCCUCCUGUGACAGCGUCGUCGUCGUCGUUGUCAACUACAUCAUUUCCAACUGUCUCUAUUAAUCACCCUUAUCAUUAUCAACAACAAAAUCAAGGCUUAAAAGGCUCCAAUGAGACGAUCAAUACGCUGCCUGGAUUGAUAACCACCGCCACAACAUCACCUCAUAAUAACAAUACUACUAAUACUAGUAAUAAACGAUCAUAUGGUAAUAGUAAUAGCGGAGGUGUUGGUGGUGGUGGUAGUGGUCCACAACGUCGUUCACUGUUAGUCACUGCAAGUACAUGUUCUCCUGUGAAAAAUACCACACCGUCGAAUAGAUGUAGUAAAUCAAUCCAUCCAAAUGCAACACCUAUCUCGAGUAAUCCCAUUACCACUAGUACUAGUAGUAAUAGUAUUGAUGAGUCUGUUAUUCACACAACUUGUUGUCCACCAGGCAACACAAUGACACUAUCUCAUUCUACAGUUUCAUCAUUAGACGUACACUUACCAUCUAUUCCUGGAGUGAAUGCAUGUGCACCAUUGAAUUUACCUGUUAGUCAAGUCAAUCCUCCUCCUGCUCCUCCUACUUCUGCUGCUGCUUCUGUGAUCCCUACUCCGACCACUACUCAUCACCAACAACAACAUCAGCGUGUAACAAGACAAUCAUCUAGUACACUCGAUAGUUUAUCACAGAUAUCGUCUAAACGUGCAGUAGAUAGUUUAGAUUCUACUCCUGUCACAACAACAACUGCAACAGGCAGUCGACGUCAACGACGAUCUGAAUCAAAAGCAAGUGUACUUCCAGUCACAACAUCAAUUCCUUCAAUGUCAACAACAACAGAUCCAAUUCAUCCAUCCUUGAUGACAACCAGUACUGCCAACACCUUUUCCUGUACUCCAACAUCUACAAUUAUUACUAAGUCAAUGGAAUCUAGCCUUCCUAGUCAUCAUUCUGUACCGAUGUCACAUAGUGGAAUGCUGUUAUCUUCUUCAAAUGAUCAUAUACAAAAGGUUAAACGAAAUAGUACAACCAUUAAUACUACUUCUACUGCUCCCAAUGUUGUCCGUACAUCUUCCGUGGAUCCGUAUGAACCAAAUUUUGAUGAAGAAUCACCAAUAGGAUUUAAUCCAGCACAGUUGCAUCCUCAUCGAGUAGCCUCGCCUUCAUUGUGUCCAUCACCGAAUUCUGUUCAUCAUCCUCAUCAAUUGCGUAAAAUAACUCCAAACUCUACGACGACGACAACGACCACAGCAACAACAACACCGACAAAUUCACAAUCAUUUCCUGCCGUUUCUUUAUCGAUUACUUCAUCUCCGUCACCAAUCCAUCCUUCUACAUCAUCAAUAUCAUCGUCAUCAGGACUUAUAAUAGUUGAUUCUAAACCACUUCGAAAUACUGAAACAGUCCCAUGCACAACAACAGCUAUGACAACACCAACAACUGUUGCUACCACUACUACUACUUCAAAGCCUGAUACUGAUCCUCCUAAUGUUGUUGUAAAUAUACCAUCCACCUGUCAUUCAGUGAAUACAGUAGAUGAAGUGAUUAGUGAAGUAUGCGCUGGUCAUUUUGAUGUUCAAAGCUACUUUAAAAAUUGGAUUUGCACAGCAGCUACCACUACACCCACGACCACCAUCACUACUACUGCUGCAGCUGCUGUCGUCCCUCCUCCGCCUACCGUAACUACUCCAGCAGGAAUGCCUCAACAACCGAAAGUUACUGUCAACACUGUCCAACUACAAGAAUGUCUAAAUGCGCCUAUCACUACUGUAUCGAAUGUUUCAACGUGUCCUGCAGUCAGUAGUACGACUACUAUUAGUACUAUUACUAGUAGUAGUAAUAGUAGUACUCCUACAGUUACAACAACCAGUUUACCAUUACAAUCUACCACUAAUCCAGCCAUAGUAACCAAUAUAACCACCGGUACACCGACAGGAGGAAUACCAUUCUCACUGCCAAUUACAAGUGAACCGAUUGUUGCUGCUGUCACAAUACCAACUGGAAAGACGAGUAAUUUAGGAAAGAAUGAUUCAAAUAAUGGUAUAAAUAUUGGGACUGGAAGUGCAGUGUUAAACACUCUACUGGCUGCUCUUCAACUUAUUCCAGGCAGUCAGGUAACAGUGACUGGACCAGCAGCAGCAGCUGGAGUUGUUGGGAAUAAUAAUUCACGCACAAUAUCCGCAGCGACUAUUACUCUACCUGUGAAUGCAGCACAACAAGCAGCUGCUAAUAUAAAGGCUGCUGUUCUAUCCGUUACAAAUCCCAACAAUCAAGGCAAAACACCCAAUCUGAACUGGAAUCAACAAGAGUCAUCAUUGUCAUCAUCAGCGACAUCAGCAGCAGUUGUUAAUAAAAAUCAAAAUGAACAACAAGUUAAUACUAUGAUGCAUAAAGUGUUUAAUCCAAAUGUUUCUACACCCUCUAAUAAUAAUAGCAAUAAUAAUAAUAAUAUCCAGUCUAAUGUUGUUAUGCAUAAUCGUUUGAAUACGCCGACACAACAAUUAAAUCCAUCAUCACAGGUUAUUGUGUCAACAGGUUCAGGUCAAUCAUUACCAUUUCUUACACAACAUGCUCAAAUGAAUACUCCUCCUGCUCCUCCUCCUAAUCUAACUCAUCAAUAUCCUAAGUCAUUACAAUCGAAUGACUCUGUUGUCUCUAGCACAGCAACAACAUCAUCAUCCUCUGCACCUCCACUUUAUCAAUUACAAAUGGCUAUGGAGUCAGCAUCGAAUCGACCACCGCAUCUUACAUCAUCAUGUGAACAAAAACCACAACCACCACCACCAACACAACAACAACAACAGAUGAUUACUCCACCUGUGUUCACAUCAUCCUCAUCAUCAUUAUCAUCGGGAAAGUAUUCAAAUAUCCAAAUGACUCAUGCAUCCAAUCCACAUGUCUCAUUAGUCUCUCACUCACAACAACAACAACAACAGCCGCAAAAUAACCCAUCCACCAUGGUAAGACAGUCAUUCACUCCUGUGGCUGCUACUGCCAACACUAUCCCACCUUCAUCACCAACAGUAAUAAACGGCAGCCAUCCUCUGCAUCAUCAUCCUCCUCCUCCUCCUUCUCCUCUUGUUAAUCAAAUGACAUCAAGGAAUUUAUCAAAUGCUGCUGUACCACCACCGCCAUCAUCACCAAUGAUUCCAGGCGGUGGUGGUGGUGUUGGUGGUUGUCGUAAUCCUUCGUCAACUAUUCCACCGCUGACAAAUAAUCCAGUCUUACAGACAUUAAUCGAUCGAUUGGGUGGGAAUGUAGAACCUUCAGUAGCUAUGGCUUUAUUCCAUGCUGCACUCAACGGGGGGAAUGCUACUACUAAUACUAAUACCACUAAUAAUAGUAGUAACAACAAUAAUAGCGGUAAUCUACGCCGAAAUCUUAAUGAUAAUUCAUCAACUGAUACACAAGUUAAUCCUUAUCUAAGACAUGUAGCUCAACAGCUUUUAGAUAAUCGAGUGUGCAAUGGUAAUGUUAAGCCAACAAUCCCGAUUAGUAGCAGUGGUAGUCAUUCGGAUACCUCACAAAUGCAUACGAAAAGUUUAUCUCCAUCAGUUCAACAUAUUCCUGUGAAUAAUAAUAAUAAUACUAACCAUAGUAAUAAUACUAAUCCUAAUAAUUAUGCUUCAAGUCCUCAUCUUCAUCGACCUGCAUCUGCCGCUGCUGUCCAACAACAACAACAACAACACCAGCAACAGCAACAACAACAAAUGCCUUUUAUUGCUCCAGUUAGAAUUACUCCUGUAGACACUGAAAUGAUGAAUUCAUUGGAUCACACGUCGAAUACAAUAAUAUCACCACCAGUUGUUCAAACACGUCUACCCGUUGUAUCUGAACCACCUUCAGGGAAUAACAAUCAUAGUAGUAGUAAUAAUAAUAAUAAUAGUAAUAACAAUAAUAACGGUAAUACUAAUAAUAACAACAACAAUAACACUGCUUCAGAUAUGCAAUCAUGGAAUUCACUAGGAUCGUCUUAUCCUCUUGUAUGGCAAGGUCGUCUAUCGUUGAAAAAUAUGGAAACUCGUGUUGCUCUGCAUUUUGUACAAGGCAAUCAUAAUCUCCUUAACGCGUGUAUGACACUUCUAGCAUCAGGUGGUGGUGGACAACCACAAUUCUCACUGAUCACAAGUGGUGGCCCCCUGAGAAUUGUUCAACGGAUGCGUUUAGAACCUGCACAACUUGAAGGUGUACAACGGAAACUGAAUCAAGAGGGUGCUUCAUGCGCAUGCUUAGCUCUGCCUGCUGGUAGCAGUCCUGUUGAAUUGGCACAACAAACACAAAUAUUGAAUGAAAAUUUUAUACGCUAUAUGCAAGAGAAAAUGGCGGCUGGAAUCAUUAAUGUUGGUCAUCCUGAUUAUCAACAGGGUUUGUAUGUAGUGCAUAUCUUUCCACCGUGUGAAUUUUCGCAUGCUCAUCUCAGUCUUGUUGCACCAGAUUUACACCGAUGUGUUGUACAAGCGAAUCAAUCUCAUUUAUUGGUUGUCAUAACAACAGUGUAAAAUGAAUGCAUGAGAACGAAGGGUUGGCUGACGGGUCAUACACAAUUCAACAGCUCAACAUGUUGGUGGUGGUGGUGAUAUUGUACAUAUAUAUUUGAUUGGAAGUCUCAGUUUUGUCAGUCGCUGAAUCUGUCUCCACCGGUGAGGCGCUUGCACACGCGCUUGAUGCAUAAUCCUCUCUGAUGAUGGUGAUGAUAAUGAAGAAAUCGACUAUUUAUUUUAUUGCUGGCUGCUAAUAAGGAGAACAAUCGUAUGGUGAUGAUGAUGAUGAUGAUAAUGACGAAAUCUGUGUACGCCUACCACAAUACUAUUUAAUAGGCAGCAAAAUCAAAAUCUUCUCUUCCGUUCCUUCUUUAUUUAGUGUUUGUGUUUGUGUUGAGUUGUCUUCAUAGGAGAACUUUCCCCCCCGCCCCCCACACCCAGCUAUAUUUAAUGUCUCGCAUUGUUCAAGCUGACUGUACUCACUCACUUACAAUCCGUCUGCGCAUCACACUUCUUCCUCUUUGCCUAUUUAUUAUUCCUCAUCAUUCUAUACAGAAAAUAUUCAGGGUAAAAUUCAUAUUUCUUCAAUCUUCUCUCUCAAUCGCUCGUCUCAAAUGUCGAUUUUUAUUUUAGCCAAUUUUGAUUAUUGAAAUACUUCAACGUGUGUGUGUGUGUGUGAUGAAUAUGCCCUGCACGCACACUCACAUUAAGACACACACGCCCACACACACAUCUGGCGCCUUGAUUCCCUUUGUGCAAUAAGUACUUUAUCUCUCUCUAUCUCUCUGCAUAUAUCUGCAUUGAUUACUCUCCUCUUGUGUGUGUGUGUGUGUGUUUGUGUGCGUGCGAGCGUAUUUUCUAAUCCCAAAAAUAUCCCGGUGGUCUUGUGUUGUUUGUUGCUAACCUUUUCUCUAUCUCUCUCUCCCUUUCUCUCGCGCUCUUAUUCCACCCCCCGUCGGCAUUCUUGAGUUGUCUUUUUAUAUUCUCUUGUGAUUAUUGUUGUUCCUGUCUUAUUUUUGGUCACUACUUUCUUGUCGUCAGUGUUAUCCUGAUAUUCCUUCUUUUCUUCACUUAAACAUGAAUGUGUAGUUUGUGAAUGUGUAGACGUGUGUAUGUGCGUUGUGCAUAUUGAUGGAGUGCUGCUUACUUCUUUCUAUUUCUGCGAUGACACUAUCUCUUGUGAGUAUAUGACGCUUACUGUAUUAUAUAGAGUUCUUAUCUCUUCAAUUUGCUUUGCUCUCCCAUAUAAUAAUAGAAGUGAUAAUUUAUUGUACUACACACUAACUGCAAAUACUAUUAACACCAUCAUCCUAAGAACAACUGCUACUUCUGCUGCUAUUCAACAACUACUGUCGCCGCUGUUGCAACGUCUAGUACUACUACUACUACUCCUACUGCUACGCCUGCUAGUACUUGUCUGGAUAACAAAACAAAAUACCCCCAUCGAUCCCUAUACUGAUUGAUCCAGCUUAUUGUCUUGCUAUGCUGUGCUGUGCUGAUUGAUAUUCAUUCACAUUGCUACAUCAUUGCUAUCAAAUUUGAUUUUAAACAACAAACUGAAGAGGAGAUCCUGCCUUUGUUGUUGAUUUUGAUGUCGGUGUUGGUGUUGGUGAUACAGAAGAAGAGGAAAGAAGCAUAGAACGUGAGAAAAAUCUUCAAACUACCACUUCUAUUACUUCUGAAUGCAGGUGUCGUUUCUGUGUGUGUACAGCUGUGAAAAAAUCUUUUGAUUUAACAUACAUAUAUACCUAUUUCUCUCUCUCUCGCCCUCUCUCUCUCUAUUCGUCAGUCGUUUACUCUGUGCUAUUCUUCCGUUCUUUACUAUUUGAAUCAAAGAGAACACCGUUUUCCCCUCUUUCUCCCUCUGUCUCUCUCUCUAUAUAUAUAUACACAUACAUUCUCUACACACCUGUGUGUAAGUAAUGUCAUAUUUGCAUAUAGAACACAUUACAGGAGCCGAUGUGUGUGUGUGUGUGAUAACUUACUUCUUCAGAAGAAAGUACAGUAUAUAUAUAUAUACUAUAUAGUAUUCCUGUAAAAUAUAAUUACAUAUAUGAUUUAUUGAUUGAUUCAUGGCACACACACACCCUUACCCUCCGCACAGACACCGUUCUCUCUCUCCCUGUCUCUUUGUGAGAACGCCUUGUACACACAAAAACACUUAAUCAUCACACUCAUCUUCAUUGAUCGAUUUGAAAACUAUCCACCACCACACACAAGGAGGGGGGAGGGUCGGGAAGGGGAAGUGAAUCGAUUUUUUCUCUCGUGUUUGUUUCACAACAAUUAUUUGUAUUGUAGAGUUUCUUCUUUUGUGUGCAGUUGAUUGGAGUUGCUUUCUUUUCUCUCUCUCUCUCUCUUUCUCCUAAUUUGAAUUUCUAUACAAUCGACUAAACAGUACAGCAAUGAUAGAUAAAUGAGUUUUUUCCCCAUUUUAUAUACACAUAUAUAUCGAUCGAUCUCAUUCUUUCUCAUAUUGUUAUUAUUAUUAUUGUUUAUUAUUAUUAUUAUCGUUAUCGUUAUUAUGAUCUCCUUGUCCUUCUAUCUUUCCUCCUUCCAGUCCUGCUGUUCGUAUAUGAUGAUGUAUAAGUGUAUGUAUGUAUUGUGUGAGAGUGUACACCUGUUGUCCCGUUGAGUUUUCUUCAGUCUAUCUAUCUAUGUAUCUAUCUAUCUGUCUAUCUACACAAGGCAUACAAGUAUAUAUCCAUCAUAUGUAUGGUAUAUAUAUAGUCUCAUUUUGCCUACUAAUCACUAUUACUACUACUCUUACGUCUGUCUCCCUUCUAGCCUGCCUCUCCUCUCUUUCACUUCUGCGUUUUGUACUACACUCAUCCACUUAUCAGAUUAUUAUUAUUAUUAUUGUUAUUGUUAUUAUUAUUAUUAUUAUCGUUAUUAUUAUUAUGUGACAUGGAAUGAAAUUGAACGAUAUAUUCAAAUUUCUUAUAUAUAUUAUGGUUACUAUUACUAUGAUUAGUAUUAUUACUAUUGUUACUAUUGCAACCAUUACUACAAUUACUAUUAUUAUUAAUUCUAUUGCUAGCUAUUAUCACACACACACACCAUCACUAUCGUUAUUAUUAUUUUUUUGUCUCUCUGUAUCUAUCUAUCUAAAUUUUCCCCUUUUUGGUUAAAUGAUUCAGUACACAUAUAUAUAUAUAUAUAUACAUACGUACAUAUAUAUAUAUUUGUGUGUGUGUGUGUGCGCGUAAGCAAAUGCUGCAAGAGCAUACACUACACACACAUACACAUACAGAUAGACAGACAGACACUCACACUCACGUAUGCACGUGUUUGUAUUUGUAUAAAAUUACAUUAUCAAUUUCGA
Messenger RNA from Trichobilharzia szidati, 15903 nucleotides. The record is from the annotation of a GenBank genome assembly. NCBI's taxonomy places the organism in Eukaryota, Metazoa, Platyhelminthes, Trematoda, Strigeidida, Schistosomatidae.